This is a messenger RNA of Nematolebias whitei (Rio pearlfish), 1111 nucleotides long. RefSeq names its product adapter molecule crk. Gene Ontology annotation, molecular function: protein binding. The record is from RefSeq and is a predicted model, not a curated record. Lineage: Eukaryota; Metazoa; Chordata; Actinopteri; Cyprinodontiformes; Rivulidae.
CCGCCAUUUCAGUUUUUGAAGUUAGUUGUCAUCAGUGGCUGGUUUGUGGCUGUAAUUUUGCCUCUGGAUCAGAUUUUACAACCGGCGGAGCUGAAGUCCGGCCUCAAACCGAGCGGGGGUCGUUUUUUGUCGGCGGGUUCCGUUUCUGUGUCGGAGAAUUGAUGCGCGUUCGGCCAGCUGCGGAUGUCGCCCGUUCACGGAACGUGCUCCAGACGCUAAAGUUUUGUGUAUGAGUUGAAGGCUCUGCUGGGUGGAUAACGGGAGGAGAGCAGGGAAGGCCCGGUGAAGCCUCGGCUUUGGAGUGAUUAUCAUGGCCGGAAAUUUUGACGCGGAGGACCGUGGGAGUUGGUACUGGGGUCGCUUGAGCCGGCAGGAGGCGGUGUCUCUGCUGCAGGGGCAGCGGCACGGCGUGUUUCUGGUGCGGGACUCCAUCACCAGCCCCGGGGACUACGUGCUGUCGGUGUCCGAGAACUCCAAAGUGUCGCAUUACAUCAUCAACAGCAUCAGCAACAACCGGCAGUCCGGCCCAGGUUUGGCUCAUCCAAGGUUCCGUAUUGGUGACCAGGAGUUUGACGCUCUUCCUGCUCUGCUUGAGUUCUAUAAAAUCCACUAUUUGGAUACCACCACUUUGAUAGAGCCCAUCAACAAGUCCAAACAUCCCUCCUUGAUGAGCGCUGGUCCCAACAUGGGCCCCCCACCGCGGUUAGAGGAUGAGUACGUUCGAGCUCUUUUUGAUUUUCCUGGCAACGAUGAGGAGGACCUUCCGUUUAGGAAGGGGGAUGUUCUCAGAGUUCUGGAGAAGCCAGAGGAGCAGUGGUGGAACGCCCAGAACUCUGAGGGCCGAACAGGGAUGAUCCCAGUACCAUACGUAGAGAAGUAUCGACCAGCAUCUCCAAACUCGGUGGCGGGCCCUGGGGGACCGCCGGGUGGGAUGGCGGUGCACGGGAACUCUGAUGGCUCUGCAGCUCAGUCCGGUGCACCGCUGUUGGGAGACCCCGGCCAGUAUGCCCAGCCCACCCCGCUCCCAAAUCUCCAGAACGGACCCGUGUACGCCAGGGCCAUACAGAAGAGGGUGCCCAACGCCUACGACAAGACCGCCCUGGCCUUGGAG